AUGAAGGCUAUUCUGAUCAAAGAUGGGAAGGGACCGGCGGAGAACUUGUACUUGGGGGAAGAAGCGACGCCCGAGCCAAAGAAGGGCGAAGUGCAAGUCAAGAUCAAGACCUUCGGACUGAACAGGAUGGACCUCAUGCAGCGGGAAGGCAAGUACCCGCUCCCCGCGGGCGCAAGCAAGACGAUCAUGGGUGUAGAGUUUGCCGGGACGGUCACCAAGCCCGGAGAGGGGAGCGACAAGUUCAAGGAGGGGGAUGAGGUCUUUGGGUUGGCUUACGGGGGAGCAUACGCGGAGUAUAUCUGCGCAAAUGAGGCUAUGCUUUUGCCUAAGCCGAAAGAGCUGAGUUGGGUACAGGCGGCGGCGCUUCCGGAGAACUGGAUGACAGCGUAUCAGGCUCUGUUUUUGGAAGGGGGCAUGAAGGAGGGGUCAAAAGUUUUGAUACAUGCUGGCGCAUCUGGUGUUGGAGUAGCUGCUAUCCAACUUGCUCUACAGGUCGGCAAGGCCGAGCAGGUUUUCACUACCUGCGGAACAGAUGACAAGGUCAAGUUCCUGCAGAAGCUCGGCGGCAAUUCUGACAAGCUCCACGCUAUCAACUACAAGUCGCAGAAUUUUGAAGAAGAGAUCAAAAAGGUGACCGAAGGCGUCGACCUGAUCAUCGACUUUAUUGGCCGAUCCUACUUCACUUCCAACCUCAACCUUCUCAACCGAGACGGCACCCUCGUCUUCCUCGCCAUGAUGUCCGGCCCGAAACUCGAGCCUGAUACCAACAUCAUGCAGGUCCUCUUCAAGCGGCUGACGAUCAAGGGCACGACCCUGCGGUCGAGGACGGUCGAGUAUCAGGCGGAUCUGUUGCAGCGGUUCGAAAAGCAUGCGCUGGGGCUGAUCAGAGAGGAAAAGAUGAAGAUUGAGGUGCAUGAGGUGUUUGAUUGGAAGGAUGUCGUCAAGGCGCAUCAGGAGAUGGAGGCGAAUAAGAACAGCGGGAAGAUUGUUUUCGAGGUCCGUGAAUAG
Dioszegia hungarica is the source of this 1008-nucleotide messenger RNA. RefSeq lists its product as uncharacterized. The record is from RefSeq and is a predicted model, not a curated record. NCBI's taxonomy places the organism in Eukaryota, Fungi, Basidiomycota, Tremellomycetes, Tremellales, Bulleribasidiaceae. Bases 1 to 1008 code for a protein of 335 amino acids. Gene Ontology annotation, molecular function: oxidoreductase activity. The transcript is spliced from 9 exons.